Molecule: messenger RNA, 1670 nt
Organism: Leptopilina boulardi
Lineage: Eukaryota; Metazoa; Arthropoda; Insecta; Hymenoptera; Figitidae
Exons: 3
Coding region: 1058-1540 (160 amino acids)
Source: RefSeq, a predicted model, not a curated record
ACUAUUUUAUUAAUACAUUUUACCGUUAAUAAAUGUAUGAGUGAAGAUGGAUAUCACAGGUCUACAAGGUACUUUUUUAUCAGAUAUCAGAGUGGUUCUGCAAUGUAUUUUUGUGUCCUGAACACGAUCCCGGGUUCCAAAAUUGCGUAUCACGUCAGGAUUUCGAGUAAAGUGGGGAUAAAGUUUCCAAAAACCGCGUUUUUGAGGGAUUUCAGUUUUUUUUUUCUCCUUAACCUGACGUGAUAGAGACUUCUAUAUAGGCAUAAAUUAGGAGUUUGGCUCUGGCCUUCGUAGAGUAUAGACGUGUUUUCGUUUUGCUCCGUGCGAGUGUGUAGUUUUAUAGCUCGAUUAAAACGAGAUUGUUUUUAUUAAAGUGUUACGUUAAACAUUAACAGUUAUGGAAACUACUAAUAAUGACUUAAGUGAAGCUUAUGCUCUCAGUGCAAAGUGAUGUUAAAGAAUCUAUGACAAAAAUGGAUAACAUUAAGGAAGAUGUAAAAUCUUUAAAAAAACUCCCAUGAGGAAAUUCUCGAAGACUUGAAGGCCUGUAAAUCAAAUUGUGUUACUUUAGAAAAGAAAAUCACUACUCAUAGCAAAGAAAUUCAUUCAUUAGAAAAAUGAUUGGAGCUUUUGGACAUUAAUAAUAGAGCAAAGAAUAUUAUUCUGUAUAAUAUUCAAUACUCAACAACUGAAAGAAAGAACCUGCUUGAAUCUGUGCAAUCGAUCUUCAAAAAAUCGGCUAUAAAUAUUCCCGAGGAACACAUUGAAUCAAUUUUUAUAUUAGGAAGAAAUAACGGUCCUAGACCUAUUUUAAUAAAGUUCUCUAACCUGAAAUAUAGAGAUUUAAUAUUUCAAAAUGCGAAAAUUCUUCGUUCAAUGGAUGUGUCAUUCUCUGUAGAUUUCACCCAAGAACAACAACAGAUACGUAAAGAAUUGAAACAUUUUCAAAAUAUUUUGAACACUCAAGAUAAGCAGUCUGCUAUCAGAGGAACGAAAUUACUUUAUGAUGGGAAAUAUUAUAAUCUAGCCGAGAUUCGAGUAUUAAUCGCUGAGACAAAUGAAGAUAACACCACUGAUGACGAAAGUUCGAUUAAAACACAAAGUUCUACAGGACGAUGGAGAAACCUGCUCCUCCAGAAAAACAUCAGCAGCUGUCCAGUGUGUCUCAUCAUUAAGGAUUAUCUUCUGGAAUGUCAGGGGACUAAGUAAUCUAGAUGACAUCUUGGACCAUACUUCCGAUAGUGAUAUAAUAUGUUUGAGUGAAACCUGGGCAACAUCUACAACUCCUCUAACUGGAUAUCUACAGAACCCCGAUCUCCAUCUGAUUUCAAGUUUGGCAAAAAAAAAACAUGUCAAAGGUCAUGCGAAGGGAGGUUUACUUGUGAUAUCUAAUAAAAGGAAAUAUAAGAUGCAAUUGAUAAGUGAUAGAAGUAGUGUUGAUGUAAAUGUAGAUAAGCGUGGCGAGUUAAUCACUGAAUGCUUUGAAGAGUUGGGUAUGUUUGUUUUGAAUGGAAGGACGAAAAACGAUUCACCAUCUUAAUACACAUUUAUAAGAGGUAAGAGUAGAUCUAUUAUUGAUUUUGCGUGGGCGAACCCAAUUAGUGCUGAUUUAAUCGAUGAUUUCAAGGUUUUAAAUGUGAUAACUAAAUCUGAUCAUUUUCCCAUUGCAA